Rosa rugosa (rugosa rose) is the source of this 840-nucleotide messenger RNA. RefSeq lists its product as uncharacterized. The transcript is spliced from 2 exons. Gene Ontology annotation, molecular function: nucleic acid binding; zinc ion binding. Bases 1 to 840 code for a protein of 279 amino acids. NCBI's taxonomy places the organism in Eukaryota, Viridiplantae, Streptophyta, Magnoliopsida, Rosales, Rosaceae. The record is from RefSeq and is a predicted model, not a curated record.
AUGACACCCAUAGAAAUUCUGAGUGCAACCAACUUUAAGGGCUGGAAGCAUGACGUAAUGAUAAACCUAGGAAUUAUGGAUCUCGAUUUAGCCUUAAGGGAGGAUCAGCCUGUGAUUACUCCAACCAGUACUAAUGCUCAGAAGGAGAAAGCUGAAAAAUGGGAGAGAUCUAACAGGGUGGCAUUGUUGUUCAUGAAAAAGUACAUGAAUGAGACUGUUCGAGGUAGCAUUGCAGAAACUAAUGAUGCCAAAGCUUAUCUGGCAGCCAUAGGACAGAAGUUUCAGGAAUCCUCAAAGGCAGAAACAGGAAACCUGAUGAUGGCACUGUCUAAGGCGCAGUUUGAAGGAGAAGGAAGCGUUAGGGCGCAUAUUAUGAAGCUGAUUGACCUGAGCAAGAAACUUUCAGCCCUAGCAAUUCCUAUUCCUGAUCCUUUCCUUGUCCAUUUUGCUCUUGAAUCUCUUCCAGAUGCCUAUAGCCAACUGAAGGUUAGCUAUAAUACUCAGAAAGAGAAGUGGAACAUAGAUGAGCUUAUUGCCCACUCUGUGCAAGAAGAAGCUAGGCUGAAAAAGGAAAAGGAGAAAUCUGUCCUUUUGGUUAUCCAGUCAGGGAUCAAUAAAGGGAAGGCUGUUGGAUCCUACAAACGCCCACCUCAUCAUGCCAAGAGUGAUCCAAGGCAGAACUCCUCUUCAUCCAAAGGAUCUCAGAACCUUAAGCCAAAACAAACAACAGUUUUCAAAUGCUUCUUUUGCAAAAAUUCUGGUCACAUGAAGAAAAACUGUGCUAAGUAUAAGUCGUGGCUAGAAAAGAAGGGGCUUCGUAAACCGGAGAACUCCAAGUAG